AUGUAUACUAAGUACAAGGAGAAACAAAAAGAACCUACAGAGGAGAGCAAGACAUCAGAGGAAGAGGCUGCGACGAAGAUCCAGGCGGCGUUCCGGGGUCACAAGACUAGGCAGUCAAUAAGCAUGAAGACCAGCAAACCAAGUCAACAACCAGAGCCGGAGCCGACGAAGGCAGAACUGGAGGCUGAGUUCCGAUCUGACGAUAAAGAAUUAUGCAAUGCGGCAACCAAGAUUCAGGCUUCGUUCCGAGGCCAUCAAGCUCGCAAGCAGACCCAGCCGGUGGAGAAGACAAAGGAGGAACAGGAUAAGGAAGACAUAGAUAACAUCGAUCUGACGGAUCCCGACCUGAAUAAAGCUGCUACUAAGAUCCAAGCCUCAUUCCGAGGUCACAAAAUCUCUCUCGACAGUGGACAGCCA
This is a messenger RNA of Brenthis ino (lesser marbled fritillary), 417 nucleotides long. NCBI's taxonomy places the organism in Eukaryota, Metazoa, Arthropoda, Insecta, Lepidoptera, Nymphalidae. The record is from the annotation of a GenBank genome assembly.